Molecule: messenger RNA, 1362 nt
Organism: Talaromyces stipitatus ATCC 10500
Lineage: Eukaryota; Fungi; Ascomycota; Eurotiomycetes; Eurotiales; Trichocomaceae
Product: NADH-ubiquinone oxidoreductase 39 kDa subunit, putative
Exons: 8
Coding region: 88-1236 (382 amino acids)
Cellular component (GO): mitochondrion
Molecular function (GO): protein-containing complex binding
Source: RefSeq, a predicted model, not a curated record
AUACACGCGAAAACGUAUCCUGGAGGUCUGGUACAGUCAAUUGGUCAGUCAUUCUCUACGACAGUCUUUUGGGGCGACCGAUCGACCAUGCAAAAGUGCCGGGCCUUCAAUGGCGCUCUGGGCCGGAAGGCACUAGUUCCCACCCCUGCCGUGCAAUUUCAAGUUCAGCGAAGAAAUAUACAGGAUGUGCAUAUUACUAGGACCGGGAAGCCGAUUUUGAAGGUCCAAGGAGGAAGAUCGUCCUUGGGAGGCCACACUGCAACUGUCUUCGGAGCUACCGGAUUUCUUGGGCGCUAUAUCGUCAACCGACUCGCUCGUGCCGGAUGUACCGUCGUCGUUCCAUUCCGCGAGGAAAUGACCAAGCGUCAUCUUAAAGUCUCUGGAGACCUCGGUCGAGUUGUUUUCAUGGAAUACGACCUCCGCAACACACAAUCAAUUGAAGAGAGCGUUCGCCAUUCCGACGUUGUCUUCAACCUUGUUGGUCGCCAGUACCCUACAAAGAACUUCACCUACGAGGACGUCCACGUUGACGGUGCGGAGCGCAUCGCCGAAGCGGUUGCUAAAUACGACGUUGACCGAUUCAUCCACGUUUCUUCUUACAACGCCGCCGAAGACUCUCCAUCAGAGUACUUCCGCACCAAGGGUUGGGGCGAGCGUGUUGUUCGUGAGAUCUUCCCUGAGACCACCAUUGUUCGCCCUGCGCCAAUGUUCGGAUUCGAGGACAACUUGCUCCACAAACUUGCUGGCGUUACCAAUCUUUUCACCGCCAACCAUAUGAAGGAGAAAUACUGGCCCGUUCACGCUAUUGAUGUCGGAACUGCUCUUGAGCGCAUGGCAUACGAUGACAAUACCGCUUCUCAAACAUUCGAGCUUUACGGUCCGAAGCAGUAUUCUACUGCUGAAAUUGCCGAGAUUGUCGACAAGGAAAUCGUUAAGCAUCGCCGCCACAUCAACCUUCCCAAGGCCAUUCUUAAGCCUGCUGCCUACUACCUCAACAAAUACUUGUGGUGGCCUACUAUUUCGGCUGAUGAGGUCGAACGUGAAUUCAUUGACCAGCACAUUGAUCCCACUGCGAAAACGUUCAAAGAUCUAGACAUUGAGCCUGCUGAGAUCACUUCUCUCACCUAUCUCUAUCUCAUGGGCUACCGAAGCUCUCAAUACUACGACUUGCCGCCAGCUACUGAGCGUGAGCGAAGAGAAGAGAAGAAGUACCUGCACGUUCUGGAUGAUCAGUAGUCGCUUGCAGCUUGUAUGUGUAAAUAAAAUGAUUUCACUUGACUAGAUUGAUUUCCUUUGUUAUCAAUACAUGUAUUACAGUUCGUGACCAAGUCCAUCACCUAAACAUUCAUAGUAGUACUCUAU